Messenger RNA from Orycteropus afer afer, 2053 nucleotides. It is a transcript of the gene ASTE1, whose product is annotated as asteroid homolog 1. Gene Ontology annotation, molecular function: nuclease activity. NCBI's taxonomy places the organism in Eukaryota, Metazoa, Chordata, Mammalia, Tubulidentata, Orycteropodidae. The record is from RefSeq and is a predicted model, not a curated record.
UCCCACUGUCACCAUGGGUAUCCGGGGACUAAUGAGUUUUGUGGAAGAUCAUCGUAACGAGUUCUUCACUGAUUUGAAGUUGCGGGACACAAAAAUUAUCAUUGAUGGCUAUGCGCUUUUCCAUCGGCUCUGCUUCAAUUCAAACUUGGAGCUCCAGUAUGGAGGGGACUAUGAUUCAUUUACAGAUGUUGUACAAGAAUUUUUUGAAUCACUGUUUGCUUGUAAUAUAUGUCCAUAUGUUGUAUUAGAUGGAGGAUGUGACAUUUCAGAUAAAAAGCUUACAACUUUAAAAGAUCGGGCUAGAGAGAAGAUCCAGAUGGCCCAUUCCCUUUCUAUUGGGGGAGGUGGGUGUGUGUGUCCUUUACUCAUCCGAGAAGUUUUCAUCCAGGUUUUGAUCAAGUUGCAGGUAUGUUUUGUCCAGUGCUUUUCAGAAGCAGAUCAGGAUAUCGUGACACUUGCUAAUCAUUGGAAUUGCCCUGUUUUAUCAUCAGACAGUGACUUUUGCAUUUUUGACCUAAAAGCUGGCUUUUGCCCCUUGAAUGGCUUUCAGUGGAGAAACAUGAACACUAUUAAAGGCACACAAAACUACUAUAUCCCUGCCACAUGCUUCUCUAUUGAUGCCUUCUGCCAUCACUUCAGCAACAUGAAUAAAGCUCUGCUACCUCUCUUUGCGGUGCUGUGCGGAAAUGACUAUAUCAAUCUGCCCAUCGUAGAGGCAUUCUUGAGUAAAAUACGUCUUCCUGUGGGAGCUACCAGUCUUAAGGGGAGGAGACAUCACCGAGUUGUGGGACUUCUGAAUUGGUUGUCUUGUUUUGAUGACCCUACUGAAGCACUAGAUAAAGUUCUAAAGUUUCUCCCAAAAAAGGAUCGAGAAAAUGUCAAGGAGCUUCUCUGCUGUUCCAUGAAACAGUACCAGCAGUCCCAUGUGAAGCUGCAGGACUUCUUCCAGCAUGGUGCUUAUGUCUGUCCAGACUCCUUGAAUCUUAGCUUACCAGAAUGGGUACUAGUGGCUUUGGCCAAAGGCCAGCUAUCUCCUUUCAUCAGUGAUGCUCUGGUGCUGAGACGGACCAUUCUCCACACACAGGUGGAAAACAUGCAGCAACCAAAUGCCCACAGGAUAGCCCAGUCCAUCCGGCAAAUCAUCUACGGGAUUCUUUUGAAUACUUGGCCGCAUCUGGAAAACACAUCCUGGAAUGUGUCAUCUCCUCAGCCUCUAGCUGUCAGCGAAGUGGAAAGGGUUCAUAAAAGUAUCAAAACAUCAAUUGUUCAAGCUGUAAAACUGCCUGAGGAUCAUUCUGAUUUAAACAAAUUGAUGGAGCUUCCUUUGGAAAAACGAGAGAUGCUUCUGUUAGAAACCCUGAAGGUGAAACGUACUAUCCUGGAUCCAAUCCCUACUUCAUUGAGGUUGCCCAUUGCUGUCAGUUGCUAUUGGUUGCAGCACGCGGAGGCCAAGGCAAAGCUGCAUCACGUACAGGCCUUACUGCUGGGGAUGCUGAUAGGGCCCUUGCAUGCCAUCAAGAGCCCUGAUAAGGAAGAUGUGAGGGAAGAUGGCGCUAAGAUGUUGUACAAAGAAUUCCACCGAGUGAGGGAGCAGGCCCGGCUGAGGAGGAGGUUGGACCUGGACACCGCACACGUCUUCUGUCAGUGGCAGUGCUGUCUGCAGAUGGUGGUCUAUCUCAACCAGUUGCUGUCUGCUCCUCUGCCAGAGCCAGACCUAACUCGAGUGUAUAGUGGAACCCUGGUACAUGGACUAUGCCAAGAGCUACGAGCAUCAACGUCUGUAGAAACUCUCCUGAGCAUGUGUCCUGAGGCAAAGCAACUCUAUGAACAUAUGUUCAAUGCCAUGCAGUUACAUGCCCCUCCUGAAUUAUUCCUACCAAAGGGUAAAUCAAAUUCAAAAAAGAAAAGGCGGAAGAAACCAAGUACCAACUGUCCAAAGAGUAGAGUGGGAACCACCUCAGGUCACAGGUGUUGGUCCAAAGGAAGCAAUCGAUUUGGGCUGUUAACGGCUGAAAACUUGGAGGAACAUACUGAGCCUCCAGAGUCUGAGUAA